This is a messenger RNA of Nomia melanderi (Alkali bee), 1228 nucleotides long. Its product is annotated as outer dynein arm-docking complex subunit 4. The record is from RefSeq and is a predicted model, not a curated record. NCBI's taxonomy places the organism in Eukaryota, Metazoa, Arthropoda, Insecta, Hymenoptera, Halictidae. Gene Ontology annotation, molecular function: protein binding. Gene Ontology annotation, cellular component: cytoplasm.
CGAGGGAGAAAGAUGUCACGAAAGAAUGUCGUUAUCUUUGUCCCUUGUUACUGCUUUCAUAUUGAUUAGUCCUGAUUACCAAGAGUAGGGAGACACGACAAAAAGUAUAGACAGAAUAGUUCCGGUCGUAAGUUAAGAAUUACUGAUAGCACGAGAAAGUUAUGGCAUCUGAUAGGACGGUAAUCCACCUGCAUAAAUCUUGAAAUUAAUAAAUCGAAGAAUAUGUUGUAUGUGCGGAAACGAAAUAUUCGAAAAUCAAGAGUUGCUAUUGAAAACACGAAAUCUUGAAUUAAUCGGUGAGUGAAUAAAUAAAUGUAACACGCGUCAUUUAAUUGUUAUCCACUUUUUAAAAUCCGAGUCUUCAAACCUUGAUACAUUUACCACACUCGAUAUACUUCAAAUAAUUUAUUGGUUCUUGUGAGUGUAUGAAAUCUAAGAAUAUCCUUGUAAGAAGAUUUGGUAAAAUGGCUUUAAAUCAAUAUGUUAAAUGAUCGUGGCAAUAAAUCGCAAGUAAAAUGCCUCGGUAUCUCAGAAAAGAAAUUGUACGUAAAUGAGGCGACGGUACAUGUAAAAAAUGAGAAUUAUCAUAAAGCAAUGUGUCUGCUUAAUCAAGCACUAAACCUAGAACCAAAUGACAGGAAUGCAUUAAUAGCUCGAAGCAAAUGUUAUCUUCUAUUGGGAGAACCAAAGAAAGCGUUGCAAGAUGCUGAGAAUGCACUGCAAUAUAAAAUGAAAAAUGCCAACAUGGCGAAAGCGAUAUAUUGCAAAGCUGAAGCUCUCUACCACCUCGGUGACUACGAGAUGAGCCUUGUUUAUUAUUAUCGGGGUAUGAGAAUUCGUCCUGAAUACGGACAAUUCCGACUUGGCGUUCAAAAAGCUAAAGACGCUAUAAAGAACGUAUUGCACAAAGAUUCGACCAUCAACUUGUAAACUUUCAAAUAAAACAAUAUGGCCUUUAGCAUGUUUGUCAUUUACAUUUUGGAAAUCACUUGUUGCAGUCUACUUCAGAUUGCAGAUACCUAACCAGAUAUCAGAUUUUCAGUAUUGCAUUUCCAAACUUAAAAUGUAUAGAAAAUAAAUAAUAAGUAAUAUAAAAUAUUGUUUAUUAAUUUAUUUUUAUUAUUUAUAAGUAAUAUAUAAUAUUGUAAAAUGUAAUAAAUUAGUGAAUCUUAUGAUAAGCGCUUAAUUAUAACUGAUAUGCAAAAUCUGUUUGGUUUUUAAUGAACGC